GAUCUAUGUAACAACACAGUUACGCAAAAUGAAAUUUUUAGCUUCAAACGGCGAUGACGAUGGCAUCUCUGGGAAGCAUUACUUUGUAAACGGAGUUGUGAUUAGUAUUGGAUCUUGGCCAGUAUGCUCAUGUAACAACUCACUGUUCAGCAUUUUCUAUGCACUGCAAUGAGAACCUUGCUGGAAGCUUGCGAAUAUGCUGAUUAUGUGAUUGAGUCCGCACAGCAGAACCCAGGCCUGGUGAAGCAGCAAAGUGGACCAACAAAAUUGAAAUCUAUUCAUCAGAAACUGUUAGAUUUGUACAUAGAAGAAUCAUGCAGAGACACAAAAGAUCAGUUAUUGCCAACAACACAUCUGCUAGACAAGCUGGUAGCCAAGGAGAGCUUGUCCUGCCUCGUGGUCAACCUGUAUCCAGGAAAUGAGGGCUACAGCCUUCUCCUCAAGGGUCAAGGUGGUGCUGACUCAGAAACUAUAAGACUCCCCUACGAAGAAUCUGAAAUGCUAAGAUAUAUUGACAAUGAAGAGUUACCUCCAAUAUUAGUAGAUCUUCUGGAAAGAUGUCAGACGAAUAUAUUUUACACGGGUUGUGUGAUAGCCGAGGUGAGAGACUACCGACGGGUGAGUGCGACAGGCAGUGGUCAUGAAAGCCACCAUGUACUGCUGAAACCCACAACACAGAGUCUGAUCUGCGAUGUGAACGCGAUGACGGCCGACUCGAGUCGCUGGACGGCCGAGGAUCGGACCGCGCUGGAGGCGCAGCUCGUGCUGGCGACCCACGAGCCGCUGUGCCUCGACCCGGACGUCUCGGUGCUCGUCGUCGCGAACCGCCUGCAUCGGCAGAAGUACAAGCUGAACACCGUUCCCCUGAAGAGAUCAGUGAAGAGGUUUUCUCAAAUGGCGGUGAACAGACGGCGUCGAUUUGCUUCCUGUGCGGCCCCUCCUUCGCUACGUCUCCACGACUUUGUCGCCCAGCGCAAGGACAAGCUCAAGACUGCAGCACCAGUCAAUUUGAAGAUCGGAAAAAUGGUGGUGGAUUCUUGGAAACAGAAGGAGAUUGAGCUAAUAUCCCCUGAAGCAGUUGAUGUUUUAAAAUAUGCUAAGGCAAUAGAGAAGCCCAGCAGUUCAUCUGAAAACCAGCAGCUGGUCGUUGCCGAGCACAUUCUCGAGACAGAGAAGUCACCUGGCAAGGUGCAGUGUGCACAGAUCACUAUACAACAGCAACUCAGCGACGGCGUCUACACCGGCGAGCUGCACGUCGACCCAGAUGGCGCCACCGAGUGUGCUCGACCGCAGGGCUGCAGGUUCACUCUCGGAACUAAGUUGGCUGCCGAGAAAUAUACGAAACAGUUUCAGCAGUUAUUUACAGACGAGGGGCGACAUCCUGUGAAGAUUCGUACAUUCGUUCCUGGACAAGAGCCGUUGGUUAGCCUCAGCCAUGGUGGCAGAACCCUAACUACGGGCCCACCCCCGGGUCUUGGUGCAAAGGGUCCAUUCACGAAGCCUAUGAAGACACAGAUGCGGCUGCCGCUUUUACAGGCAACCUUACCUGGUGGCACAUCAUUGACCAGUCCUCCACCUCAGCUGUGUGGCACUAUGGGGCAGACUAUGCUGCCCACUUCUGUGCAGGGCACGAUGCUGGGACAUGGACUGCAGAUUGCAUCGCCACAGGACCAAACGUUACCUUUGAUGAUGUCACCGCCCCCGCGCAAGCAGCUCAUUAGACAGCUGUCUCAGCACAGUGGCACUCUGUCACGGCCUUCAAGUGUGUCCCCUGUGUCUAGUGGGAACCCACUGCUGUUGCCAGGGCAACCUCCCAGCUACAGUCAAGCUACUGUACUGAACCCUGUGACGACUCCACCACCUUUAACAAGAACUCCAACGCCAAAGCUCACUGGUGACAUCACUCCGACCCAGCCUAAUGUAUCAGGCUUUGGGAAUAUUCCAGCCCUAGGUGUAGCGAUGUCACCCUCUGUUGAACAGAAUCAACUACAUCUUCAGCAACAGCAGCAGCAACAACAACAACAUCAUCAACAACCACAGCAACAACACAUUCACCAACAACAACCACAACAACAACAACAUCAACAUCCUCAACAACAGCAACAACAACAGCAGCGGCAACAACAACAACAACAGCAGCAGCAACAGCAACAACAGCAACCACCUCCAUUGGGUACAAGCAUCAAUCUAGCUAGUCUUGGACUUCCACAGAAUGUUAACCUGCUACAAUCACUCCAAGCAGCAGGCAUUCAAAAUGUACAGAUAUCGAUGACUGGAGCGUCAGUGCCUGGCAGUAUAGCUGUACCAAUCUCACUGGCAAUGGUGAGUGGCCAGCAGGGUAUCAUCAUGCCAAAUAUCAUGACCACCAGCUCUGCUGUAGGCUCUUCCCCACACAACACUCCUCAGUGUGAAGUCACGUCUGGAUACGUGACCAUGGUGAAGAAUGUCACUCACACAGCUACAGCGAGCAACACAGCCCUACAGAGCAUUCUACAGCUACCUAUCGGCAUGUCGACUAGCCAGGUCCAUAGGUUUGUCUCAUCGACUCACGUCCAGCGAAGUCCGGGACAGACAGCGUAUAGCGUACGAGCACCAGUUAGCAGCGCAGUGCAGUCUACUCCACCCCUGUCUGUACUGCAGCAUCGUGCGCACGCCGUCAGCACAGCAGUUGCUUCUCAGCGCCAUGAUUGCAGAAAGGACACUUCGCCCUGGCACCCAACCGUGUGUCACACUCGCAGGCCGCGUCCAUGCAACUAG
Priapulus caudatus is the source of this 2757-nucleotide messenger RNA. Its product is annotated as transcription factor SPT20 homolog. Gene Ontology annotation, biological process: regulation of transcription by RNA polymerase II. The coding region runs from base 169 to 2757 and encodes 862 amino acids. Lineage: Eukaryota; Metazoa; Priapulida; Priapulimorpha; Priapulimorphida; Priapulidae. Gene Ontology annotation, cellular component: SAGA complex. Gene Ontology annotation, molecular function: transcription coregulator activity. The transcript has 21 exons. The record is from RefSeq and is a predicted model, not a curated record.